This is a messenger RNA of Leptopilina heterotoma, 988 nucleotides long. RefSeq names its product protein FRG1 homolog. The coding region runs from base 99 to 875 and encodes 258 amino acids. The record is from RefSeq and is a predicted model, not a curated record. Lineage: Eukaryota; Metazoa; Arthropoda; Insecta; Hymenoptera; Figitidae. The transcript is spliced from 5 exons. Gene Ontology annotation, cellular component: nucleolus; striated muscle dense body; catalytic step 2 spliceosome. Gene Ontology annotation, molecular function: actin filament binding.
AUAAUAUUCAUGACAGUUACAAAUGUCAAAAAACAAAAACAGUCGCAUAAACAUCGGUCUGCUAAAAACAAUAACAAAAUUUUUUAAAAUUUAUUUAAAUGGAGUACAAUAGAAUUCGCACAGGAAAACUUGUGCUGAAAGGCGAAAAACAGAAAUCGAAAAAAAGAAAGCACAAAAACUUGGAAAAAGUUGAAAAAACGACCGAAGUUCAAGACACCGACGUUAUUAAUCAUGGAGGUUGGUGUAAAACAUCUAGUGUGUCAGAGAUAACAGGAACAGUGGCUAUUGAAUUUAAAAAUCAAACUUACAUAAAGGCACUUGAUAAUGGUCUUUUUACAUUGGGAAUUCCUCAUGAUGAGGGUGACGGUCCAUCGCCAGAGGAAAUUUUAAUAGCCAUUCCCGUUAAUGAGACAAAAAUUGCUCUAAAAUCUGGAUAUGGUAAAUACUUGGGAGUAGAUAAAAAUGGUGUUGUAGUGGGACGAAGUGAUGCUGUCGGUACUUUAGAACAAUGGGAACCAAUUUUUCAGGACGGAAAACUCGCUAUUUUAAGUAGUACAAACAAUUUCAUUUCGGUGACAAGUGACGAUGAUGUUGUUUGUCAAAGUAAAACUGCUGGACCUGAUGAAUUUCUUUGUAUGAGAAGCAUUAUUCAGCGAGUAGAUGAUGCAGAUAAUGAUGUAUGUGAAGAAGAACAAGGAUCUUUAGCACAAGUUGAAGAAAAAUUUGUACGAAAGUUUCAAAAAUUCCAAGACAAAAAAUUGCGAAUAUGUAAAGCCGAUCGUUCGACUCUGAAGAAAGCAAAAGAAGAUGGUUCACUUCAUGAAACUUUGCUGGACAGACGAAGUAAAAUGAAAGCAGAUCGAUAUUGUAAAUAAAAAAAAAAACAAGUUGGUGGUUAGCAUAAUUACUAUUAUGAGUUGAUGUGUUACAAACGGAUUUGUUUAUGCCUUUAUAAGAUUAAAUUACAUGAAUUCUCGUUUGUAAAAUA